Molecule: messenger RNA, 3460 nt
Organism: Phragmites australis (common reed)
Lineage: Eukaryota; Viridiplantae; Streptophyta; Magnoliopsida; Poales; Poaceae
Product: receptor protein kinase TMK1-like
Exons: 2
Coding region: 243-2993 (916 amino acids)
Biological process (GO): protein phosphorylation
Molecular function (GO): protein kinase activity; ATP binding; protein binding
Source: RefSeq, a predicted model, not a curated record
CGUUGCCAGCCCACACUUCCCAGGACGCACGCUGCACAGCACAGGCACAGGAGGCGAAGAAGAAACAAGAUCCAUCAAGGAGAGAGAAAGCUCAAACACACACACACAAACUGGAAGAAGAGAGAGAAAGUAGAGAGAGGAACAUAACCACGCGGCCGGAGACGCCCAAAAAUACCUUCUGUUUUGGCCCAGGCAAGAAAUCCUCCGCCAAGAAACCACCGCAUUUGCGCCACCAAUCCGCCAUGGGGAGGGAGGGAUUCGUUCCCCUCUUCCUCCUCGUCGCCGUCGCCUCCCUCGCCGCCCCGGCGGCGGCGGCAGGGGACAAAUCCAGCGACGCGGCCGCCAUCGGCGACCUCGCCAAGUCGCUGACCAACCCGCCGCCAUCCUGGCUCGGCGGCGGCGACAUCUGCGACCGCAGCGAUGGCAUCACCUGCGACGGCUCGGGGCGGGUCACCGGUAUCAACCUCGCCCGCAAGGGCCUGUCGGGGACGCUGCACACCUCGCUGUCCUCCCUCACCGCGCUCCGGUCGCUGCAGCUCCAGGACAACACGCUCUCCGGCCCCGUCCCGUCGCUCGCUGGGAUGGGCUCGCUCACCACCCUCGCCCUCGACGGCAACGCGUUCACCUCCCUGCCCGAGGACUUCCUCCAGGGGCUGAUCUCCCUGACGGAGCUGAGCAUGGACGACCUUCCUCUCAAGCCCUGGAACAUCUCCGACGCCAUCGUGAACUGCGACAUGCUCCAGAGCUUCUCCGCCUCCAAUGCCUCCAUUACCGGCGCUUUCCCGGCGGUUCUUGCGAAUCUGACAUCGCUCACGACGCUGCGGCUGUCGUACAACUACCUCACCGGCGGCCUGCCGGCCGGGCUAGCCGGGCUGAGUGCUCUGGAGACCCUGCAGCUGAACAACCAGAAGUCAGAUGCCAAGCUGUCAGGGCCGAUUGAUGUCCUCGCGUCUGUGAAGAGCCUGAGGGUGCUGUGGAUUCAGUCCAACGCAUUCACCGGCCCAAUCCCCGAUUUUAGCAACUCGCAGCUGGAGACGUUCAAUGUGAGGGACAAUAUGCUCACUGGAGUGGUGCCAGCCUCGCUGAUGGGGAUCAUGAGCCUUCAGAAUGUGAUGCUAUCGAAUAACCAUUUUCAGGGGCCGAAGCCUAAUUUCACAGGCACUUUGAAGACACAAGAUAUUGAUUCUGGGAAUGGGUUCUGUCUCAAAGACCCUGGACCAUGUGAUCCUCUGGUGACCAUUUUGCUUGAGGUGGCUUCAGGGUUUGGGUACCCGUAUGAACUUGCGCAAACUUGGGUGGGAAAUAAUCCCUGCGAUGGCAGUAACCAGUGGCUUUAUCUCUCCUGCAUCAACAAAGAAGUGAUUUCUAUCAACUUGGCUAAUAAGAACUUGUCGGGGAAGAUUUCGCCGGCUUUCGCAAACCUGACGCAGCUUCAAAAGCUGAAUCUGUCGAACAAUCAUUUGACGGGAGUGAUACCUGAUGCUUUGACGACACUGCCAAACCUCUCGGUUCUUGAUGUCUCAAAUAAUGGCCUCACUGGCCCAGUGCCCAGGUUUAUGUCUUCAGUAAAGGUGACAGCCACAGGAAACCAGUUUGGGGAAUCAGGUGGUGGUAGUGGAGGAGGUGGUGGUACCAAUGGUGGUUCUUCACCUUCGAAUCCUGGAGGUUCACAAAACUCAAAGUCGAAUGCGGGAAUGAUCAUCGGAAUUCUUCUAGCUGUCAUUCUUGUCAUUAUUUGUGUUGGGCUUUUCUUACAUCAUCUAAGGAAGAAGAACAUAGACAAAUUCAGUCCUGUCUCAACAAAGAGCCCUUGUGGUGAAUCUGAGAUGAUGAAGAUUCAGGUGGUUGGGACAAAUGGCAAUAUCAAUGGAAGUGGUUCUGCAGUCCCAACUGAGCUUUACAGUCAUGUAAGCGUUGACAGCACAAACAUUGCUGAUAUAUUUGAGUCCCAGGGGAUGCAAUUGCCGAUCAAUGUGCUGCUGAAGGCCACAAACAACUUUGAUGAGGGCUGCAUCUUAGGUAGAGGAGGUUUUGGGGUGGUUUUUAAGGGGAAUCUCAAUGGGAAGCUGGUUGCUGUGAAGAGGUGCGACAGUGGCGCUAUGGGGACUAAGGGGCUGCAAGAAUUCAUGGCUGAGAUUGAUGUUCUUAGGAAAGUCAGACACCGUCACCUGGUUGCACUACUUGGGUACUGUACCCAUGGCAAUGAGAGGCUCUUGGUCUAUGAGUUCAUGUCUGGUGGAACAUUGCGCGAGCACCUGUGUGAUCUUCAGCAUAGCGGUUAUACUCCUCUUACAUGGACACAGAGGAUGACAAUAGCUUUGGAUGUUGCCCGGGGGAUAGAAUAUUUGCAUGGCUUGGCACAGGAGACUUUCAUCCACAGGGAUCUGAAGCCUUCCAAUAUAUUGCUGGACCAAGAUUUGAGAGCUAAGGUUUCAGACUUUGGGUUGGUCAAGCUUGCUAAAGAUACAGAUAAGUCCAUGAUGACAAGGGUAGCUGGGACAUUUGGAUACCUUGCUCCUGAAUAUGCUACUACAGGAAAGGUCACUACAAAAGUGGAUGUGUAUGCAUACGGUGUGAUACUAAUGGAGAUGAUUACUGGAAGAAAAGUACUUGACGACUCAUUACCUGAGGAUGAAACAAAUCUUGUAACGAUCUUCCGAAGAAAUAUGCUUAACAAAGAAAAGUUCAGGAAGUUUGUGGACCCCACUCUGGACCUGAAUGCUGAAGCUUGGAACAGCUUGCUGGAGGUAGCUGAUCUUGCUCGCCAUUGCACAGCACGAGAACCAUACCAGAGGCCAGACAUGUGCCACUGUGUGAACAGACUUUCGAGCUUGGUGGAUCAGUGGAAGCCGACGAAUGUUGACAACGACGAUGAAGGCGAGACAAGUGCGAUGGGUCUGAACCAGCAGCUAGAAAAAUGGAGAUGCAACGAUUUCACUAUAUCAGAUUCGGAUUCAUUCAACACAUUCAACGUGUCAAGGAAGUACCAUUGACAAUUUGCGAGGGACCCCGUAGCGUCAUGUAUAAAUGAGGAACCAUGAUCGAGCACAUCAAGAAUCAAUAGCUCUUUAGAUCAUGAACAGCAUUGAAGGUCAAUGUGCCAGGUGUUGUAAUUAGCCUUGAGAAGUAGGUCGCUUGAUCAGUCGGCAUGUUGCUCUUCCUGCAUUGGUGGCUGUUAAAGCCAUGCUCAGCCUCGAAGGAGUGGUAGCUGGAACUUGCUACUAUGCGUGCUUAUCCGGUCUAUAUUGUUUCGUUGUUCUAGUAACAUUGAGGAUAUCAACAAUUUGUUCUUGGAUGGUUAAGGGGGGAAAGGGAUGGAAGAAACCUUAGCGUGGUCAAAUGUUUUUCUGUUGUUGGUAGUGCUUUUUUGUGGGCUGUAGAAGGGUUGUUUUGUGUACAAUCAGCGAUGAGAGAAAUUAUUUUGCCCGUUAUUUGUAUUCGAUGCGUACAUUCCUUGUUA